Messenger RNA from Acaulospora colombiana, 810 nucleotides. Lineage: Eukaryota; Fungi; Glomeromycota; Glomeromycetes; Diversisporales; Acaulosporaceae. The record is from the annotation of a GenBank genome assembly.
AUGGAAAAAAUAGAUUUGAUUGUGAGAUGCAUUACUCAAAUGCAACAUGCAAUAGUAGUGAAUAUUCGAGAUUUGAUUUCGUGCCCGGAAAAAGAUAUCGCCUCCAUAUUAUUAAUACUAGACAAUCAUAUCCUUGAUGUAAUCGAAGUUGAGGGAGAUUACAUAGAAAAAUAUACACUUACGACAGUUCCUUUGAACGUGGGUCAAAGAUAUUCGGUGAUAGUGAAAGCCGAUCAAGAGAUUUCAAAUUAUUGGAUGAGAUCAGCUUUCGAUUAUACCGUUCAUUUCGUAAAACCAAAAACCACCAGAACAUAUAACAACGCAAUAGUUCAUUACGAAGGGGCUGAUGAAAAGGAACCAACUACUCAAUUUUGGAAUGAUUCAGUCAUGUCGGAAUGGAAAGAUUUGGAUCAAUUGGUUAAUCUUAAACCCUAUUAUUACGAAGCAUUGCCGCCAAGUGACUUAACUAUAAUGUUAACAGCUCAAUAUCAUAUGACCGAGGGUUACAUUAACGGGAGUAUGUACGUACCGGAUGACAACGUUUCAACGCUACAUAAGGUUUAUCGGGGAGUUCAAGAAUUUGACGCAAAUCAAAAUGUUUUUACAUUCACACAACCUGGUCAAGUCAUUGACAUCAUUGUAUACAAUUUAAACAGUCAGGAACAUCCUUUUCACAUGGUAGAUAGUGAAGACAUGGAUUUCAAUCCUCGAAUGACUGUUCAAAUUGUAGAAUUACCCGACUCCAUUUCGAAAUUAGUCCCCCCGCAGGAUUGGGUAGACUUAUGUAGUAAUUCGGUAGAUCAAAUAUAG